This is a messenger RNA of Musca domestica (house fly), 4848 nucleotides long. Its product is annotated as abhydrolase domain-containing protein 2. The transcript is spliced from 7 exons. Gene Ontology annotation, cellular component: sperm plasma membrane; sperm flagellum. Bases 549 to 1757 code for a protein of 402 amino acids. Gene Ontology annotation, biological process: medium-chain fatty acid biosynthetic process; medium-chain fatty acid catabolic process; acylglycerol catabolic process. Gene Ontology annotation, molecular function: acetylesterase activity; monoacylglycerol lipase activity. NCBI's taxonomy places the organism in Eukaryota, Metazoa, Arthropoda, Insecta, Diptera, Muscidae. The record is from RefSeq and is a predicted model, not a curated record.
AAACACAACAAACAUACAUAGAUAAAAAUAAAAACAAACAUAUACUCACACACUCUCCAUAACAUCAACUCAGGCCGAUUGAGAGAUACACAACAUCAUAAAAACCACAACAACAACAAUAAAAACAAAAAUACAAAAUUUGCAAAUUGAAGUGUGUCACCGCAACAGAAUAAAGCAACAACAAAACGAUAGAUAACAACGAAACGAAGUGGUGUAAAAUGGUCGUAAUUUGUUGCAAACUAAUAAUCUUUGAAAUUUAAAUAAAUAAAAUAAAACAAAAUAGAAAUUCCGAGAAUUUUUAAAUUGCAAAUAUCACAACUACAACACAUAAGCAGCCCCAUUUGUUCCUUUGUGUGUGUUCUAAACUUUCCAAAAUUUCAUCAAUUGGCUUGGCGGUCGAUGGGUUAUUAACUUUGCGCAAACAGCUGUGUUCUUAUCUCUAUGACCGUUUACUACAAUCACAGUUUCUGCAACAAGUCUUUGCCGAAUUUCCUCACGCACUCGGUAACAUCUUUGACCGCCAACACUUAGUCCAAAGUUUAAUCACGAUGUCAACAGCAUUCCUGACGGCAAUAGCCGUGAUCCUUUGCAUUCUAUUUCGCAUUUUGAACGUUAACAGUCAACCGCUGAAACCGAGCGUAUGGUCAUUGGAUCAACAGUUCUUGGAUUGUUUGUAUAAAAUUGCUCCCGUUUUAAAAGAACCAUAUGUUCCUACACGACUGUGGGGUUUUAGCGGUCAUGUUCAAACCGUUCUACACAGCAUAGUGGGACGUGUCAAAUGUCCAUGGCCUUUGGGUGAACGUGUCUACCUAUCCCUGGAGGAUGGUUCAACGUUGACAUACGAUUUGUAUCAACCGCUAAAAGAAUUUGAAGAUGACAUCACUGUGGCUAUUUGUCCUGGCAUUGGUAAUACCUCGGAGAGUGUUUACAUACGCACAUUUGUCCAUUAUGCACAGUGCCAUGGAUACCGAUGUGCGGUACUUAACCACAUAGGGGCCUUGAGCAGUGUACAGGUUACAUCGAGUAGAAUAUUCGCAUAUGGACAUACCGAUGACUUUGCUACCAUGGUUGAAAAUCUAUCACAAAAAUAUUCAAAUUCACAUAUUGUUGCCUGUGGCUUUAGUCUUGGUGGCAAUUUAGUAACGAAGUAUUUGGGCGAAAAGCAAAGAGUUAAGCCAUCAAAUGUUGUUGGCGGUAUUUCCAUUUGCCAAGGUUACAAUGCUGUCGAAGGCACAAAAUGGCUAUUGAAUUGGCAAAAUUUCCGCCGUUUCUAUUUAUAUGUUAUGACCGAAAAUAUGAAAAAUAUAAUUUUAAAACAUCGCCAUGUACUGUUAUCGGAGGAAUGCCGUCAGCGUCAUAAUUUAGUAGAACGUGACAUCAUUGCCGCUGCAACACUACCCGAAUUGGAUGAGGCUUAUACCAGACGUGUUUUUAAUUUCCCAUCAACUCAGGAAUUAUACAAAUGGAGUUCAUCAUUAAAUUAUUUAGAUAAUAUUGACAAACCAAUGAUUUUCAUAAACGCCAAAGAUGAUCCUAUAGUACCUGAAGAACUGUUGGAGCCCAUUAAAGAAUAUGCUGCUUCUCGCUAUAAAACCGCCUACAUCGAAUUAGCACAUGGCGGUCAUUUAGGUUUCUAUGAAGGCGGCCUUAUUUAUCCAAAUCCCGUAACUUGGCUAGAUCGUACUCUAAUAGCAAUGGUCGGAGCUUUGGUUAUGACCCACACAGAUCCCACAAAACAAACGAUCUCAACAAUAUAAAUAUGAGCUUAUACAAAAUGCCGGCAUCGUUUAUAUACAAUAUAAUCAACAUACACACACAUUUGUCCCUCCUCCUCCACCACGCCACAAUCAUUCUGACAGACAUUGCCCCCGCCCUCCCCCUCUCAAAAACAAAAUUAUGUAGCUUUAUUUAUAUUUUUUCUAAAAAAAUGUUAUAAAGAACACUUUUGCCAGAGAACGAGCGAUAAAGAAGUUAUAAAAAUCCAGAUGAAGACAUGUGCGAGAGAUAAAAAAGAACAUUAGUAUUUAGUUUAUUUUUUACCACAAUUAUAAUAAUAAUAAUUAUGAUAUUUAAAAUUACAAAUUUAUAGGAUAUAUAUACUAAACGAUAAUAAAUUUUGUGCUAUUAGCAGGAGAAGAGUAUUGUAUUCAGAGAAGAAGAAAAGUAAAAACAAAAUCAAAUUUGAUACAAAAAAUUAUAAAAAACAAAAAGGCUUUCAAUACUUAAUUGGAAGAGCAGCCAAUGGGCUAAGAAACCCAAGCGAAAAAUAUGAGGGCAAUCAAGAAUAAACAACUUAUGAAGGAGUUUCUGUUCCUAAAAACCUUAUGUUUGAACGAAUAGCAUUCUUGAUUGUCCUGAAAAUGUUGUAAUAAUGUGAACAGUGUUCCAGAAAAGUCUGCAAAUUUGAAAUAUGGAUAUAACGUCAAACAAUUUAAUAAUUUUGAUAGAAUAUUUGUUAAAUUAUACCUGUUUUAAUUUACGCCAUUUAAAGUUUCUUCGACGAACUGAAGAAAACAACAAUAGAAAAGUAAAAUAAUUAAUUCGAAAGCAAAACUAUUGUGAGACGAACCUACAAUUUUGUAACCACAAGUUAUCAUCAAGUUUAUCCACCUGAAUUGAAAUAUUAUUCAAAUGAUUAAGCCACAUUUUGUAAAAGAUAAUAAAAUGGGGGCUAGCAAGAGGAAACGAAUGCGGGCUGGUCUCUUUAGGAAAUGGAAUGGAAACAAUUUGUGCUUUGCUGACUUCAAUCUUUGUAAAAUUCAGAUUUUUUCAAGCUGUCACACCUUGACACAUUUAGAAUGAUGAAAUUUAGAACUAUAAUUCUUAGUAUUCUUUCAUAUUUUGGUAUAAAUCCCAUAUAAAGAUACCGUCCAGUUACAAGUAUUUUGAAGAUUUACCUAUUAUUUUUUGAUCGAUUUUAUUCAUGUUUCACAAUCUGGCCACAAAGGCGAUACAGAGUGCUUGAUUUGGAAUUGAUAGUUCCAAUUUCAAUCAUUUUCCUCAAAUUUGUUACUUGAAUUCUCAAUAAGUUGUUUCGUUAGUUCGCUGUAAUUUUGCUUUCCGGAUUUUGUGUAAUUUACAGACCUUUUAUUAGUGAUUGUUAUUUUAGGUUUUCAAUUAUCAAUUAUUAUUAAAUAUAAUAAAUAUUAAAUAUUUAAAUAUUUCAAUUAUCUUUUCAAUCUCUUUCCCGUUUCUUCUCUACAAAUAGAGGCUAAUACAAAAAACUCUCUUGAUAUGAAUAAACUAUUACCCCUUUAAAAAUAUUCCCAUUGAAUUGUAUGUAGACUUUUCUGGGUAACUGUUCCACAAUAACAUAAACUUAUAUGUCUAAGCUACAAAAACCCAAUAUGCGAACAAAAAACAAAUAAACACACCAAAUUCACCUAUAAACAGUUGUUGUUUGAAAUAAGUGGAGUCUGUAACAAGAAAAUUUGAUUAAAAAGCCAUACAAAAGCUACAAACAAAAUAUACACAAAAUUUUUUGAAAUGUUUACAAAAUAAAACAACACAAUACAAUCCCUUUUUAUAGUAUACAACAAAAUAAAAAUUAAUGAAAAUAAUAAUAUGCAAUAAUUGCCGUUUUGUCGCAUAAAAACAAAAUGUAUUUAUUACAAUUUUUUUAUAUUUUACAAAAACAAAAUAAAAAUACUAGCAUUUCUUUAACAAUAAUUUUAUUUUUUUUUUUGGUACAAGCAACAACUUUUUUGUUGGGGGUAUUUUGUGUUACUUUUUUUACAAUUAUAAUUAUAACGUCAUAUAUUUAUUAUUAUUAUUAUUAAUACAAAAAAUAUAUAUAAUUAAUUAUAAAGUUUUUGUACUUUUUUGUAAGAUGUUUAAGAUAACAACAUAAAAUAACUAGAAUUUAAUUAAGUCGUUUCGAAAUGGCCCAAACCAAUAAUGCCAACUUAUUAUAUGCCUUUGACCAUAUGAGUGGGAAAGAGAAUCGGAAAGUUUCAUGUGAAAAUUUUUUUUUGGGCAACACACUAUAUGGACUGAGUUUCGCCACUAAAAUAUGGCAUCCUUUCUUUGUCUGCUAAGUGGCUAUUGUAGUUAUGUAAGAAAGAGCUUUGCCAAGAAAAAUGUAGUCAAAAGUUAUGGAUUGUUGCUUAAAACGGGUUCCUUGGUAGACUCUGCAUCUUAUUCAUAUAAUAUUAUUGUCUAUAUUUGUAUUCCAAACAGUCUAGCGAAAAAUCUCUACCUAAUGCCACACAUUUUUGAUAGAACAAAGUAGAGAUAUUUUUUGUAAAUUGCAUUACUUGGUGAUGAGGAAAAUAAGUUUUUUUACUUUUUUUCUACUUUUUAACCAAUAAUCUACAUUACCUUUUAAUUGGUUUUUAGGAUCAUGAAGCUCCCACGUUAUUUUUUAUACUCUACACCACAAGGUGCUCUGGUUAUUAUGUCUUUGUGCAUUUGUUUGUAACAGGCAAAAGAAAACAAGAUAGACCCAUAGUUCCUUUUGAUGAUCUGCAUAGAUUCACAUUCUGAGUCGAUUUAUCCAUGUUCCUCCGUCUGUCUGUCCAUGUCUAUUUGUAAACAAAGUACAGGUCGCGUUGAUUGCCCGAUCCAGAUGAAAUUUUGCACAAGUCAGUUGUUUGACCAAAGGACGAACCUUAUUGAAAUUGGAGAUAAUCGGUCAAAAUUUAGGUAUAGCUCCCGUCAAACGUGUAACUAGUAUGGAAUUUUGCACAUACGAUCAAAUUAAGCCCGGAAAUAAGUAUUCAAAAUUUGAUCGAAAUCGGUUAAGACAUAGCUGUAGCUCCCAUGUAUACUGCAUCCGAUUUGUUAUUUAUGCGAAGUUAAGUGUAGUCGGGAAUAUUGUUGUCUCAUCUUGAGGUAAGAUGUCUGAUA